Messenger RNA from Coprinopsis cinerea okayama7#130, 910 nucleotides. RefSeq lists its product as hypothetical. Gene Ontology annotation, cellular component: endoplasmic reticulum. The record is from RefSeq and is a predicted model, not a curated record. The transcript has 4 exons. NCBI's taxonomy places the organism in Eukaryota, Fungi, Basidiomycota, Agaricomycetes, Agaricales, Psathyrellaceae. The coding region runs from base 41 to 865 and encodes 274 amino acids. Gene Ontology annotation, molecular function: oxidoreductase activity.
UGGACAUGGGUGGGAUCUACACGUCUCUUGGAGUUCAACCAUGUCCGUCGUCCUCAUCACAGGCUGCAGCACUGGAGGCAUAGGCUAUUCUCUCUGCGAGGAAUUCGCGAGACAGGGGUGCAAAGUCUAUGCGAGCUCUCGCCGAACGGAGACCAUCGCAGACUUUGCGGAUGCGAAGAUCCAGAAACUCGCUAUCGACGUUACUGAUGACGACAGUGUCUCCAAAGCCAUCCAACACAUUGUCGACACUGAAGGGAGGCUGGAUGUGCUCGUGAACAAUGCGGGAACCAUCGCCCCUGGACCUAUCCUUGAGCAGUCCAUGGACCAUAUUAAGCGGGUGCUCGAUACCAAUACAAUCUCGAUUCUACGUGUUUCCAAGGCCGCCACACCGCACAUGGUCAAGAAGCGCAAAGGCUUGAUUGUUAAUAUCGGCUCUAUCGUCGGUGACAUUGCAACCCCAUGGAACGGGCUCUAUUGCGCUUCCAAAGCAGCAGUUGCUAGUAUCUCGGAGGUCUUGGCUAUGGAGUUGCAGCCGUACAACAUCCAAGUCCUUCACAUUGCACCAGGAGCUGUGAAGUCGAACAUCGCUGCCAAUGCGACUGGUUCUUUCACCCUUGCGCCAGACAGUCUGUGGGGCGAGUACCUUCCUGACAUGAUGCGGCGUAUCAACGCGAGUCAGGGACCUGGCUCGAUGCCCAACGAGAUCUUUGCCAAAAAGGUUGUGGCAAAGGCGCUUAGAAAGAACCAGCCUUUCUAUACUUACUUUUCCUUGGGCGGAAACGCGGGACUGUUUGCGUUCUUAAAGUGGUUGCCGAGGGUGUGGGUACUGCGGCUUAUGUGGAAAACAUACUCGAAGAAGGCGUAGAUUAUGACGAGAGUGUAGUAGAUAGAAGAGCGUUGUGUAUAUGCC